AUGCAAGCUUCUGUUUCGCCAUCCCCCACCAUCCUGGUGCCCCACCUCCCACCGAAGACCCUCGUCGGCAUCGACCUCAUCACCUUCACCUCGACGCCGAAUUUCCACGGAAUCCGCGAUCUCCCAGCCGGCUGGCAUUUCCUAUACACAGGAACAACAGAGAGUCUAUCCCUCCGAAGCGGAGCCUGGUUCUACGUAGGCGACAUCAACGCCGCCGGCACGACCGUCAACGAAAAGAACGCGAUCACCGCCCGCCGCAAUGACACCGGAUCCGAAAUCUAUAUUUGGAAAUGGAGCACCGACAACGAGACCCUCGUGCCGUUGCUGAGCAACAGCGAUGCAGAUAAGCGGGAGGCAAUGCGGUACAAAGCGAACCUAGCUGCUGUUUGGCAGCGCGGGAGUCUCUUUCGCUAUCGCAGUCGGGUCCCGCCUUCUUCUAUUUCGCAGCAGCAUUACAAGUCGGGGGUUCAGGCAUCGGUGCCGGAUGAGGUGGAUGAGGAGAAUGAGGAGGAGGGGAGGAGGGAUUGGCAGGGUCUGACGGAUCGGAUUUCGCCGAAGCUUCUGUCGCGGAUCAUCGGGGCUCAUGAGGUGGAUGUGGAUGAGCGGCCGAGAUGGACGGUCACGUCUGCCAGUACGGCGAGGAGAGACGACGAUGAUAUUCCCGGCAUUGAGAAGUUGCCGGAGGAGUCGGGAAAUUCGGCGGAAGGAGGUGAAGGCGUGGCCGUGGAGCAGGAGAGCGAGCUUUCGUUCUUGCCUAUUGAUCUGAAGAGAACGUGGAGAGAGGGGGCUAUUGGGCGGGAACGAACCGAAGCGGCUCAGGACCGAUCCUGGGCGCUAGGGGAUCUCAUACACCAGGCGGCUGGUACCACCGGGGGUAAGACGGAGGUUGAUGAAAGGCUCGGACAAGAGCAGGUGCUGGGCGAGUUGCAAUUCACCUUCCUCAUGAUCCUGACCUUGAUGAAUUACUCCUGUCUGCAGCAGUGGAAAAGAUUGCUCGGUUUGAUUCUGACGUGCCGGAGUGCAAUCAAGGAUCAUGAACGUUUCAUGAGCGACGUGCUGAGAUUGCUUUUACUACAGCUUAAAAGAUGCGACGAUGUCGAGGGAGGACUAUUUGAUCUUGACGGGGAGGAAGGCGGAGACUUCUUGCGGAAAUUACUGGUCAAAUUCCGAAAGUCGCUGUAUGAUGUGGUGGAUGGCGGUCCCUCUCCAGUGAAAGACGAAUUCGAACGACUAGAGCAGUGGGUUAAAGAGGAAUACGACUGGGAGCUGGAUCGUGGGGUGGUUGUUCGACACGGUAUGCUUCAAUUGGAGGAUGGCGAAGAGGUUGAGAUGGAUACGAACGAGGGCGACGAGGAUCAAGAAAUGGGGGAAUAUGCACCGGUCAUUGUAGACCUUGGAGAUGGUGAUACUGAGGCCAGCAAGUAUUAG
Molecule: messenger RNA, 1428 nt
Organism: Aspergillus affinis
Lineage: Eukaryota; Fungi; Ascomycota; Eurotiomycetes; Eurotiales; Aspergillaceae
Product: AAR2 splicing factor family protein
Exons: 1
Coding region: 1-1428 (475 amino acids)
Biological process (GO): spliceosomal tri-snRNP complex assembly
Source: RefSeq, a predicted model, not a curated record